AUAUAUCCGGUGAAGAUCCGAUUAGUGUGAUCUGUAUCAGCUAGGUUACAUGCAACAUCUAAACAUCAUGAUAGUAACCUGCGGAAACUCCCUGCUUGUCAGCGAGGGUCUGGAGUGUCUUUACAACAAGAUAUGAACUAUAUUACGAGGGAUGAGAAAGCACAUCACAAAAAGGCUUGUCGAUGGUGUAACGGAAGAACAUUGUGUGCUAUAAUAGGUUUCAUCAAUGGUAAAGUGGCGAAGAAAUCUGACAUACUCUUUCAUCUGUACGAACUGUACAAAUGUCAUUGUCCCCAAAAUGCCCGAGCCUGGAGAUCUGAUUGAGAUAUUCCGGGGGACAUAUCAGCACUGGGCUUUGUAUCUUGGAGAAGGUGACAUCAUCCACCUGUGUCCUCCUACUGAGGCUGCCGACGCUGGCGUCCGGAGCCUGAUGUCUGUGCUGUGUGACCGGGCCGUGGUGACCAGGGAAGGCCUGGUGGAGGUGGUGGGCAGGAGCAGGUUCCAUGUCAACAACCAGCUGGACAGUAAACACAAGCCCCGCAAAGUGUGUGCUAUCCUGAGGGAUGCUCGCAGCCUGCUGGGUCUGGAGAUGCCCUACUGCAUCCUGAGAGGGAACUGCGAACACUUUGUCACUCAGCUGAGAUACGGGCAGGCGGAGUCCAGACAGAUUCAUUAUGCUGUUGGUGUCGGUGUUGGGACUGUGGCUGUUGGUAUGAAGGCACUAACUGCAGCUUCAAACUUAUCUUGCAUCAGAACAAUAGAACAAUAGAGAAACCUACUAGCGUUCUAACAGAGGGGGUCAGAAGAUUGUU
Osmerus eperlanus (European smelt) is the source of this 812-nucleotide messenger RNA. RefSeq names its product phospholipase A and acyltransferase 4-like. Gene Ontology annotation, molecular function: A2-type glycerophospholipase activity; glycerophospholipid phospholipase A1 activity. Lineage: Eukaryota; Metazoa; Chordata; Actinopteri; Osmeriformes; Osmeridae. Gene Ontology annotation, biological process: N-acylphosphatidylethanolamine metabolic process. The record is from RefSeq and is a predicted model, not a curated record. The coding region runs from base 227 to 769 and encodes 180 amino acids. Gene Ontology annotation, cellular component: cytoplasm. The transcript has 4 exons.